AUGAUUCUCGAUUUUCUCGUUGUGUUGACUCUGAGGGUUUAUUAUAUUUCAUUAGUUGAGAUUAUUAUGGCGAUCUGUGCUUUAGUCAGUGAUGAGUGGAUUCGCAUCAAUGAUAACAGCAAAGAAAGCCGAAAUGUAGCUCAGCUGGAUGACAACAGUUCAGUGCGCAGCGAUAACCAUUUCAGUUACGCUUCAUCGUUUGCACAAGCGGGUCGCUGCAAAGGGGUUGACAUUCGACAUUUCUGGCGUACCGCUAAAUUCGGAUUCUUUGUAAAUAUGAAAGGUGUUUAUCAUACAACAUAUCGCUUUGAUGGAAAUGUGCGUAUGGAUUGUCUCACACCUUUGAUCGCCAAUUUAUUCUAUGUCUUGAUCGCUUUCUGUUUUGUUAUUGUUGUAAAAUCCACUUUAGCCUGCAUUUUGAGCACCAUUUCAACAUCAUCAGGAUUUCUUAAUUGGCUUAAGCGAAAUACAAUCCUCGAAAUGAGUAGCAUGAUGCUGGCAGUGUUAGCGUGUAUAAUAACUUUUCUUAUGGGAGCAAUGAUUUAUUCGAUGAAUCCAUUUUCGGGUGUAACAGUAGGAGCAGGAUCAGUGUCCAUUGCAGUAAGUGGCGUUAGCUCAUUUUUUGCUGCAGCAGUAAGCUUGCGAAGAAAAUAUAGUGUCGUUCGACAAAGACGCCUUGAAAAUCAACGUCUGUUAUGCGCUCGUUCAUUUCGUGCAUGGAGGGAAGUUGGGCGCCAUUCUGAGGACAUGCGACCAAUCAUCGAUUUUGAACGUUAUCUGGAUUCGUGGGCGACACCAGUUGAUUCUCCAUAG
This is a messenger RNA of Brugia malayi, 813 nucleotides long. RefSeq lists its product as uncharacterized. Lineage: Eukaryota; Metazoa; Nematoda; Chromadorea; Rhabditida; Onchocercidae. Bases 1 to 813 code for a protein of 270 amino acids. The transcript is spliced from 7 exons. The record is from RefSeq and is a predicted model, not a curated record.